CGCACACCCAAUUCGGCACACCCCUCACACGUUUCGUGGCCCCAUAGGGAGCUCCACCGAAGGUCCCAGUGGCGGCGCUCACAUGCGCAUGCGUCCCGCGCACCCAUUCCGGCACAUCCUUCGCAGGUUGCAGGGCGCACGCGUGCGUGAUUUGGCACGGCGGCGGCGUAUUUGCGAACAUGUUUCGUUUCUUUGCAUGCAGAUUCUUGAGCACAGAGGACAGCGUAAUGGAGGAUGAAGGGAUACAUGCUCGCUGGAAGUGGAUAUGUUUUACUUGUCGCCGAAUUGGACUGCCAGCUUUAAAUGCAAUAUUGAAGUUGACAGUUCACUUGGAAUCUUAUGGUUCGUUCCCGCCACACGCUGCGCUGUACGAGGCGCGUCGGCGGAUUUUGUUACCCUUCGGGCCGCGAGAGAAGCGAUGAUCAGUGAGUUGCGCGAGUCUGGUACCAUCGCAGCGGGGCAUCGGUCGAACUGGGAGUACCAAGACCGAUUCAACUUGUCUUCUAUUGAUGUCGACUUGCUGAGGCAACAACUGGGUUCAGCGCCGACGUUGCCGCAGACGCCCGAGGUUGCUUGGGGGCAGUACGUGCGCUUCAUGUUGCAGCCUGGCAUCAUGUACCAAUGCGCCAAGCUACGCCAAGUGUAGUUUUUGGUGGUAGAAAAUAAGUCGUUGCCUGGUAGAGACAUGCCUGGCCAAGGCGAAGCCUUGGCGAGGUCUUUAGUCGUUGCGUUCUUCGAGCUGGCCCACGCUGAGGACGGCAUACUAGUGCGGCCAUGCGAGGGCCAACUUGGGGAGCUCAAAGUUUAAACCAGAACCAUUGCCGAGAUCUCGACCGCGUGCGGGUAUCAUCCUGCUCUCGGGGCGGAGGCUACAGCUCGCGAGGUGGAGUUGAAACACGAAGCAGAGUGGUUGAAUCACGAUAUCGUUCAGUUUAAGACCGUUCGCGUGGGCACGUUCGGCAACCCUUGGAGUUUCACGUUGAGCGACUGUGCCCCAUGCAGAGGAUGAGUACAUUAUGCGCACCGCUGUGGACGAUUGUGCGAAAAUGGACCUGGCGCGCCAGAUUCAGCUGAGGGACGGCCUCAGCAACGCCAGGCGGUCAGAGCUCUGGGGUUUAACGAGGGCUGCCUUGCUAGACAUCCUCGCAGACGGUGCUGCCAUCGGCGGCGGCGGCGGCGGUGUCGCCCCGCCCGCGCCGCCGGCAGCGCGCGGCCGCGGUGGCCGCGGGCGCGGCAGAGCUGGCCCAGCCCCAGCCCCAGCCCGAGGCAGGGCCAGAGGCGGCCGAGCAGGCGGCCGCAGAGGCAGGGGCUAGGCGGUCGGAGGCCCCCCAACGCACACG
Prorocentrum cordatum is the source of this 1340-nucleotide messenger RNA. NCBI's taxonomy places the organism in Eukaryota, Dinophyceae, Prorocentrales, Prorocentraceae. The record is from the annotation of a GenBank genome assembly.